Molecule: messenger RNA, 6507 nt
Organism: Neoarius graeffei (lesser salmon catfish)
Lineage: Eukaryota; Metazoa; Chordata; Actinopteri; Siluriformes; Ariidae
Gene: ly75
Product: lymphocyte antigen 75
Exons: 35
Coding region: 99-5216 (1705 amino acids)
Molecular function (GO): signaling receptor activity
Source: RefSeq, a predicted model, not a curated record
CGGGCGAUGGCUCUGUGGGACAGACUGAACCUGUCAGAGGGAGGAAAGGAACGGAACGGAACGGAUGAGUUCAUUCAGCGCGCUUCUGCUCAGGAACCAUGCGCUGGAUUCGACACCGAGUGCUGUGCGCGCUGCUCUGGGCGCUGUUGGGAGGAAGCACGCUGCGUUUGGGGAGCUGCGCACCGAGCCGGAGUCCUGCUGGUCAUGACGCCUUCGCUAUCCAGCAUGAAAGUACAGGCAAGUGCUUCCUGGCUCAAGACGGCGCACUGACACUGGGAAACUGUUCAUCAGCGACGGCCCAGUCAUGGAAGUGGGGCUCAGGACAUCGGCUCUUACACACAGGGUUAUCUGCCUGCCUGGGACUGGACGUUCUCUCCAAAGCGCUGUCUCUCACCAACUGUUCCGAUGAUGCGAUUUUGGAAUGGCGCUGCUAUGAGGGAUCUAUUAUCACUACCUUUCAGAUGAGGCUAAGCGUCACCGCCAACGGGACUGUGAUAGCCAAACAGGACGCGGCUGACUCCUGGAGAAGGGGAGGCACUACAGAGAACAUCUGUGAACAGCCUUACCAAACGAUUCACACUAGCGGCGGUAACUCCAACGGUGCGCCCUGCACAUUCCCCUUCCUAUACAAGAACACCUGGUACCACAGCUGCCUUCAGGGUGAAGCCACCCAGUCGUUCCCCUGGUGUUCCACAACUGAGAACUAUGAUGAGGAUCGUAAGUGGGGAAACUGUCUAAAAUACGAAGAGGGAUGCGGCUCAUUAUGGGAAGGUCCCUUCGAUGGUCAGUGUUACCAGGUGGUUUCUACAGCGAUGGUUCCUUGGCACGAAGCACGGGAUGCCUGCCGUAGUCAGGGUGGAGACUUGCUCAGUGUUUCCAGUCCUCGUGAGCUGCAGAACUUAACCAAAGAUUUACCGGAGGAGCUGUGGAUUGGGCUGAACCAACUGGACUGGGCGCAAGGAUGGCAAUGGUCCGAUGCAUCACCUUUAGUUUAUUUCCCCUGGGAAGCAGACCAGCAGGUUUUGAUGUCACAAGACUGUGGGGUGUUGCGCCCUAAUUUGCGGUUUGGUGGCGAGUUAUGUGAGAAGAAGCUGCCCUAUAUCUGUGAGAAAAAAGAGAACAGCGACCAGGCAAAGACUCCAGAUAAAUGGGUGCACACGGAGUGUGAGAACGAAUGGUUCCCAUGGCAGGGGUUUUGCUAUAAUCUUUAUGGAGCACAGAUGGAGGAAAAGAAGAGUUAUGCAGAGGCGCAGAAAGUGUGUGGAGAGAACGGCGCUCACCUGACCAGCAUCCACAGUCUGGAGGACAUGCAUAUGAUCACCAUGCAUUACACAGGAAAGGGUCUGAACCUGUGGAUCGGGCUAAAGGCUGAGGCCAACACCCAACUCUUUAAGUGGGAAGAUGGAACAGAUGCAUUGUUUACAUACUGGGCACGUAAUCAACCACCAGUGCAGCAGCCCAACACCACAAGCUGUGUGGUCCUCACUGAUUUGAUACAAACAUGGUCUGUGGAUUCUUGCAGCAUGCAGAAAUCCUUCCUGUGUAAGAAACCCGGCACGGUAAACGAGAGCGCAACAGAAAUUGGCUGCCCACAAGACGGGAAUUGGAGAAGGUAUCAAAAUGCAUGUUAUAAAGUCGACGCCCGGGAAGUCUCUUAUAAGAACAGCUGUAAAGUCAUCAUUAAUGACCGAUUUGAGCAGGCUUUCAUUAACAGCCUGUUGAAGGAGCAUGUAAGCAGAAAGCAUCAAUAUUUCUGGAUCGGGCUUCAGGACACUAAAGGCACAGGAGAGUACCAGUGGUUCAGCCAGAGUGGACAAGCGAGCAGAGUCCUGUACACCAACUGGAAAUGGGGAGAACCAGGUAAAGUCAGAGGGUGUGCAGUGAUGUCCACGAGCCCAGUGGGUCAGUGGUCUGUGGAGAACUGCACGGAGUUCAAAGCUGGUAGCAUCUGCAAGAGUCCCAUUGGUUCUGAACCUUCUAUCCCAACUUUACCAGUUGACCCUAACCUCAAUGCAACCUGCUCUCCAGGAUGGGUUUCCAGACCUGGAAUGAAAUAUUGUUACAAGGUGUUCAACGAAGAGAGAGUGAAUCGAAAGCGCUCGUGGGAAGAGGCCCAGCAGUUCUGUGAAGCACUUGGAGCUCAUCUUCCCAGUUUCACUGAGCAGGAUGAGAUGAGUUUACUCCAUGACAUUAUGAGAGACUCUGUUAGUGAUGAUCGAUACUUCUGGGUUGGCUUAAAUCGGCGAAAUCCAAACAACGACAACCGAUGGGAGUGGAGUGAUGGGCAACCUGUGUCCAUGAAGAUAUUUCCGGAAGAGUUCCAUGAAGAUGAUGAGUAUAACAGAGACUGCACUGCCUUUAAGUCGCUAAAGAAAAAAUACAUGCUGCUGUUCAUUCUCCUGAUGGCGGAAGGUCCGAAUCAGUUUUACCCCAGAGCCUUUCACUGUGAUGCUAAGCUGGAGUGGGUGUGUCAGAUCCCACGAGGUCAAAUCCCAAAGAAUCCUGAAUGGUAUAACCCAGACGGACACCAUAACACCUCAGUGUUUAUGGAUGGGCAGGAGUUCUGGUUUGUGACCAAUCCCAUUUUGUCCUAUGAAGAGGCUAGCAUGUACUGCAGCAGCAACAAAAGCAAACUAGCCACACUCAGGUCCUUCAACACGGCCAGACACCUGCAUGAACAUCUCUAUAAGCAUGCAGGUAUGGGGAACUGGUGGGUGGAUCUUCGUGAACCUGGUCCUCUUGUUCCUUUAAGGUAUGCUCGUCUGCAUGCCUUUCACACGAUGUUCUUGGGCAGAUGUACUUCACUUAGCCCUGGAUCCUUCACACCAGAGUUCCAGGUCCGAUGUGAGGUCAAACAGCCGUUUGUGUGCGAGACGAUAAACGUCACAUCCUCGGAGGCUGGAUCACAACAUCCCCCCGGCAAACCGUGCGAGAAAGACGCGCUUGUCUUCAGAGACAAGUGCUACACAGUGACCAAGCCACAGUCCAGCAGUUUUAAAGCAGCUAACGAUUUCUGCCAGACCCUGAGGGGAAGUCUCUUGUCCAUCCGAGACCAAACUGAACAGGACUUCGUCACCACCCUGCUGCCAGGAAAACCACAAAAGCUUUGGAUUGGUUUGAGGGACAAUCAGUGGGUGGACGGUACGCCAGUGAAUUACCACAACUUUAACCCGCUGAUCCAUGGCCAGCUACGUCUUCUACGCAUCAGUCUUUUUGAGCAGGACAGCUUGCAGAUGUGUGCCUAUAUGUUUAAUGAUCCCCAUUCGGACAUGCUGGGCACUUGGGACUACACUUCCUGCUCUGAUGAGCAGAGCGUCGCUAUCUGCCAGUAUUAUGCAGAUAAAAAGGAGGACCCUGUGGUAACUGAGGGUGAGUUCCAAAUCAACAGUAACACCUUUAAGCUGGUUUUGAAGGAGAAUGUGACCUGGUACGAAGCUCGGGCGUUAUGUAAGAAGAAUAAUAUGGACCUGGCCAGUGUGGCUGAUGCAUACGAGCAGGCGGUGCUCACUGUAAACGUCAGCAAAGCUCAGCAUCCACUCUGGAUCGGACUGUUCAGUGAAAACAAUGAGCAGUACCACUGGACAGAUCGCAGUCAUACCGUGUUCAGCCGCUGGGGCCCAGAGGACACUGAAGGGAAAUGUGUUUAUCUGAACACUGACGGUUUCUGGAUAGCCACGGAAUGCGAGGAGAAGCUAAAAGGGGCGAUCUGUCGCAUUCCGCAAGAGCACGUCAUACCUUCUCAUGACACUAAAAUGUGUCCACAUGAGAACAAUGGACCCAACUGGAUCCCAUUCCAAAACAACUGCUACACGUUUGUGCUCCGGGCUGCGAGAUGGCAGGAACAUGACGAGAACAACGAGAUGCAGACGUGCCAGAGUCUUGUUGGAAAGGGUAACCUUCUGACCAUUCGGCAUGAAGAGGAGAACGAAUUUAUUAAGACGCAGCUUCAGCCUUUUAAAGCUCUGGCUUCGUUUGUGUGGCUGGGGAUGCACAGAGAUAAGAAAGAUGGGAAACUGAAAUGGCAUGAUGGUACCUACGUCCAGUACUCGAACUGGAAAAACGGAAGACCGACAGCCACCGAGCCGUUCAUGGCUGGUCUCAGCCUGUCUGGAGAAUGGUACCUGUUUGAGCAGGAAAAGAUUUUUAAACCUUUCAAGCAGAGGACCAUUGUGGUUUGCAAAAUUGAAAGCGAUCACAACGAGGAGUAUCGAAAGGACCCAAUUGAUGUGAAAACUCCAGCUGGCUAUAGCUUCCGCUUGGCUGCGAAGAAACUGAACUGGUACGACGCCCUGAAGGAGUGCAGCAGUGACGGUGGCCAUCUUGUUAGCAUUCACGACGAAGCAGCUAACAGAGACAUAGCACAGAUUGUUAAACGAGAUGGAUUUCCUCUCUGGACUGGCCUUUCCAGGCUCGAUUUCAGUGGCUGGCCUUAUGAGUGGUCAGAUGGCACGGCAUUGAAGUUCCACCCUGAAGGGUUUCUGAGUACGGACUCUAUUUCGGAGGAAAAAUGCGUCUACGUGGACUCGAAAGGCAACUGGACUGCAGUCAACUGCCUUGCUGAGAUGGAGGGGGCUAUUUGUUACAAGAGCCGCAAAAAGUCUCCGUUCGUCGCUCCUUCCAGCGCUAACUGUCCUGAGAGUAAUGGAGAGGUUUCAUGGCUCCAGUAUAAAGACAACUGCUAUGCCAUUAUCAUGAACCUGUACAACUACUCCGUCUUCUCCAAAGAGCACGCGCAAAAUGUUUGUACGGCACUGGACUCUUCCUCUGACCUUUUGACCAUUAAGAGUAAGGACGAGAAUGACUUCGUCACCCGGCACGUUGCUGAAAACCCUCUGGCCACGUCUCGUGUUUGGUUGGGGCUGAAAACGAUCAACAAAGAUGAAGCUGCUGUGUGGAUGGACGGGAACAAAGUGGGCUUUUCGAACUGGGAGCAUUCUCAGCCUCGUCCUGGUUGUGCCGUCUUGGUGUCCGUGAACGGGACGUGGAGCACGGCGAACUGCAACAGAAGCCAAAGCCGCGUCGUCUGCAAGGCGCCGGCCAAAUCGCACGGGACUCCAGUGGCCUUGGUCUUUUUCAUCAUCGUGCUGCUUUGCGUCAUCGCAGUCGUGAUCUUCGUCCUGUAUAAAAAGACCCGACACCGCUACUUCUCCACAGUACGCUACCGAAGGAACUAUGAUGAAGCGGACAGCGCGAGUAUGAUCGCAGAGACUGACUGAACGCAGUCGGUAAACAGCAAUUAAGCAAAAGCAGGUUCCGUCACCUUUCAGUGUUAGGACUCGACACCUUCAAACACAAAAGGAGUUCCUUUAUUAUUCCACUGUUAAUACUGAUCUGCCCAACAGCUGCAGGGUUUGUAAUUAAUAUCCCAAACGAAUGUCGAAUAAUCUUGUAGAUAUGUGGAAACACGGAAGUUUGUUUUAAUUUAAAUUUCCUAAAUGAGAUUUGUAUAUUUUAAUGAGAACUGCCAAAUAUUUGGACGUGAUACAGUAUUCUUUUUUUUUUUUUGUUCUUGCCAUUCUGUGGCAUCCUUGGAUUGAAUUUUAGGACUGGCCAGGGUUUUUUUUUUUAAGUUCUUCUGAGCAUCGAUUGCACUUUGUCAAACUUGGAUCAUUUUAAAGCCUUAAUGCUUUUCUUUUCUUUCUUAAUGCCUUUUUUUUGGUGCAUUUUGUUUCUCUUCACUCGAAUAUCUAAUCAGAGCAUUCUUUCUCCAAGUACUUUAUACCUGUUCUGAUGCAUUCUUGCUGUUUUUGUGCUUGGUCUGCUUUAAUCACUGUUUAACUCCGUGACUUGGUAAAUUUGGCAAACGAUCCUAUGUAGCGACUCAACCGAGUUUUUAAUUGGUCAAAUCUCUGAUGACUGCUUCUACACAGUCAUUAGCCCACAAGCUCCAACUUCAGUAUGCGCAUCGAAAUAUUUCAUUAGAAAACGCAGUUUAUAUAAAACCACAUGUAUACCAUACCACAUAAACUCAGCUGCAUGUUUGACAUUAUCCAUCUAUUAUUUCAAACUUCUGUAAAGACUACAUUUACAUCAUCUGAUCUCCCUGAAUCUGGUUACACUGUGGAAUAAGACGAAUGUAUAGUAUGCCUUAAUACCGUAUGAUGUAUGGCCGAACAGAGUUUACCUCUCUUAUUCUUUGCACUCACUACUGACGUAUAAUGCACUUUAAAUAUGUUUUCUUGCGGACUGCUUACAAAUUCAAGCACAACACGAGGGUGUUUUGUGAAGAACUUUUGAGAAAAUAUGCAGAAACAGCACUCGAACAGCACAGGGAUGGAUGUUGUUGUUGUAUAUGAUCUGUAAAUAUCUUUUUGGUACAUUAUGGUUUCCUUUUAGAUGUAUGAACCAAAGACGCUUCUGAAAUCACUAAACUGAUUCAGUGUGAUCCUGCUCAGGUUUUCAUCGACCCAUGAUUUGGAAUAUUCUCGAAAGUGAAAGUUAAAUUGUUCAGCUUUGCGAUUCUCAUUUUGCUAAUCAAACUCGCUCAAUAAAACGCUGUCUCUGUGG